Molecule: messenger RNA, 827 nt
Organism: Medicago truncatula (barrel medic)
Lineage: Eukaryota; Viridiplantae; Streptophyta; Magnoliopsida; Fabales; Fabaceae
Exons: 5
Coding region: 116-598 (160 amino acids)
Source: RefSeq, a predicted model, not a curated record
CGUGCAACACAACACUGCGACUCUUCAUAUUUUCUUCUCUCUCUCUCUCUCUGACUCUCACACUCUCUCUCUCUCCAGCAACACAGUGACCGAGAGCUUGAGAGAGAAAACAAAAAUGGGGUUCUUCUCCUUCAUGGGUCGUGUUCUCUUUGCUUCCCUCUUCAUCCUCUCCGCAUGGCAGAUGUUUAAUGAAUUUGAUGCCACUGGUGGACCCUUUUCAAAGGAGUUGAUUCCCAAGCUCACGGUUGUAAGGAAAAAUUUAUCCUCCAAAUUGGGGGUAGCGAUACCAGAUUUUAACGCAACUUAUGUUCGUCAAUUCGUUGCCACUAUCAUAUUUCUCAAGGGAGUUGGAGGAAUUCUGUUUGUGUUUGGCAGCACAUUUGGAUCCUUUCUCUUGCUUUCACAUUUGGCGCUUACUACCCCUAUUCUGUAUGAUUUCUACAACUAUAGACCUACUAAGCCCGAAUACGGUUUGUUGCUAAAUGAGUUCAUUCAGAACGCAGCACUUUUUGGUGCACUGCUAUUUUUCAUAGGGAUGAAGAACUCAAUUCCCAGAAAACAGUUGAGGAAGAAAACCCCAAAAGCAAAAGCAGUCUAGAAAUUAGAAAGAUGUGUCUGUUUACUAAGAACAGGUUGUCAAAUUGUUGUGUUGCUAUGUUUUGGAAUAGUUGUUUUUGUUAAUUGGCACAAUUUGAUUAUGGAUUGGUUGUGCUUGAGCUUUCGUUUACAAUUCUGUUGUACUUGCGGCUAAGAAUAGUUAUCAACAAAAGAUUUGAUUAGAUUUGUUUGCUAACCGUGCAAUGUUAAAUCCAGUUCGAUUUGUUUUA